CGCUCGGGAAACACCGCGGAGGGGAGCUCAUUCGAUAGCCGGAUGGUACGUCGCAAAAAUGUCCUCUGGAAACGCAGCUAUAUUUGCUUGCAAUGUUGAAUCCGGUUGUAAUAAAUACUUAAGUCAGCUUGGCGCGAUACAGUUCACAGUUUACAAUGAGCGAGCACUGCGAGACUGACUCUAACGCAAGGAGUUUUACCAUGAACGAUGACGCUGAACUGUAUCGGAACAGUAGCAGUAUGCAAAGGCGAGACGCUUUGAAUUCGUUAACUGAAUAUUUACCUAAAUUUAAAUGGAAGGAAAGUAAAGAAAAGAUUUUAGACAUCGGUUGUGCUGACGGAAGUGUCACAAAUAUCAUUAGCUCAUGCUGUCCCACGGACUUUGAACUUUUUGAAGCGUGCGACGUGAACGUUAAAUCUGUUAAAUAUGCUACGGAGCAUUACGGAACCAGUAAGAUGAGGUUCAGAGUCAUGGAUAUAGAGAGUGACCUACCGAAGGAAAUGAAAGGAAAGUUUGAUCACGUCUUCUCAUUUUACACGCUGCAUUGGAUCGAGAAUCAAGAGAAAGCCUUUCAAAACAUUUACGAUCUCACGGCAGAUGACGGUGAGUGCUUCCUAACCUUGCUGGCUCAAAUGCCUGUCUUCAACUUAUUUGAUGCUCUCAAACACACUGAAAAAUGGCGACAUUGGCUCAGAUACAUCAAAAACUUUAUCUCCCCAUACUAUGAGACUUCGGAUCCAGAUGUGGUGAUAGAGUUACUACUUAAGAGAGUGGGUUUUCGUUACGUGGACGUGCGCUGUCGACAAAAGAAAUUUGAAUUUUACGACUUAAAAUCAUUUCGGAAUCUACUAGAGGCGGUGAGUCCCUUCAAAGUAGGACAAGAGUUGCAGGAAGAAUUAAUCGAUGACGUCAUGGAAGUCGCAAAAGAAAUGAGAAUUAUAGACACACAAAACAGCACAGCCAAACUUAUAUAUAACCUAGUUGUUAUACAUUGUCGAAAAUAAUAUAAUACAAUAUUUUAAUGUACCUAAAAGAAGACCGAAUUCAACAAAAUAAAAUUAGAAUAUAACUAACUUAACUAAGCCACCAUUUCAAAGCACCAGCUACAAGAAAAAAAGAGUCAUCAAAACCGGUUCACACAGAAAAAGAGUACGAGAUAACACGCGCAUGCAACGGUAGGCAACGGCUUGGCUCUGCCCCUAGCAUUGCUGACGUCCAUGAGCGACGGUGACCACUUACCAUCAGGUGGGCCGUAUGCUCGUCUGCCUACAAUGGCAAUAAAAAAAAUGCAAAAUACAGUCGGAUUGAGAACUACCCCCUUUUUAAAGCCGACCAAAAUAUAAAGUUGUAAUACUUUAGGUAUUCAUGUAUUAUGAUAAUCUAAUUUACAAAACAUCAAUGUAACAUAAGAUUGUUAUUGUAUCGAAGCGUGUUUGUUUUUUGUUUUCGUGUUUUUCGUUUAUGUAUGAAGACAAAGAAUGUAAAUUCAUUAUUUUGUAGUAAUGAAAGAAUAUAUGUUCAUUUUAGAUAUAAUUAUUGUGCACUUUAAGCAAUAAUAAAUAAUGAGUUUUAUGAAGGUCCUGUGAGUGUACCAAAGAUCGGACGCGCGACCGCACCGCCCCCCUUCAAACGCCAUCCAGUUUAUUUAAGCUACAUUGUGCUGAAUGCUGAUUAUAAUAAUAAUAUUUAUUCAAGCCUCUUAAAUUACAAAUACGUACAAGAAUUCUUAAUACUAGUAUAAUAAUAUACAUGGCUUUUUAUGAGGUAUACAAUAACAUUAUUCCCUGACUUUUAUGCUAGGAAAAACCUGUGUUACAAAAGUCAGUGGUUCAGUGCUAGGUCACCAGGUAAAGUAAGUUAACCAGAAAGAGCGAUCUGUAAGAAUUAUUGUCUCUGUAAUCUGUAAGAUUGUUUGACAAGAGCGAUUAUAGUCGUUUAAAUGCCAAUUACAGUUCGACAUUAGCCCUGUGAACUCCAGUAACCACUGACCCGGAUCUGUGUACUUAGGAAAUGUUCUAGAACGACUUCCACGGUGAAGGAAUUUAAUCGUGUAAUAAAAAUUAGUCCCGCAAAAAUAAUUAUUUACGAAUUCACUCUUAUGAGCCCGCACGUGUAGGUACCACUACCUGCCUUUUUUUGCCGUCGAAGUUUAUAGUUAUUGUAUUACAAAAACAGAAAGUUUGCAGUUUUGGUUCAUGAAAAUAAUUUGGAUCUGUCACGCGCAUGCGCGACCGAAGAAAUCUAGAAGGCCAUGAUCCCCGGCGCCAUUAACAUAAAUCAUUGUACAUUUUUACAUGAAAUAAAGAUUUUAUUAUUUUA
Messenger RNA from Bombyx mori (domestic silkworm), 2319 nucleotides. Its product is annotated as juvenile hormone acid O-methyltransferase-like. Lineage: Eukaryota; Metazoa; Arthropoda; Insecta; Lepidoptera; Bombycidae. The transcript is spliced from 5 exons. The coding region runs from base 156 to 1004 and encodes 282 amino acids. The record is from RefSeq and is a predicted model, not a curated record.